AUAGGCUACCAAUGAUCAUUAUUAUCCAGAAACUAAAAUUACUGCUCGGGGUAUAGUAUCUUGAUUGCCCACUUGUCCAUUUUCAGAAUGUCAUACGAGCAGGGUUGCUGAAAGGUCUCUGUUCUGUCCAGGAUGAAAGUGCUGGUCUUGUAGUUUCUGUUGUGGAUCCUCAACCAGGUGAGGAAAUUAUCGAUUGUUGUGCUGCUCCUGGAGGAAAGACCCUUUACAUGGCAUCUCGUUUGAGGGGCAAAGGCAGAGUGCUAGCAAUCGACAUAAACGAUGGCCGGUUGAGAAUUCUUGGAGAGACAGCCAAGAUGCAAAAAGUCGAUGACGUUUACAACAAUCCACGCCGACCUUCGUACUUUUUCUAACAAUAGCACGAUGAAAUCUGAUAAGGUUUUGUUGGAUGCUCCUUAUUCUGGACUGGGUGUUCUCUCCAAGAGAGCAGAUUUGCUUUGGAAUAGAAAACUAGAAGAUUUGGAACGGCUUAAGAAUCUGCAAGAUGAACUCCUUGAUGCAGCUUCCACAUUGGUGAACCAGGGAGGAGUAUUAAUAUACAGUACUUGCUCCAUUGACCCCGAAGAGAACGAGGACAGGGUCGAUGCAUUUCUUGUCAGGCAUCCUGAAUUCAGAAUAGAUCCUGUGGAUAGAUACGUACCGUCUGAUUUCGUUACAAAACAAGGCUUCUAUUUCUCCGAUCCUGUAAAACAUUCGCUAGAUGCAGCCUUUACAGCUCGUCUUGUUCAGACUUAACGAAGAAAACCCUUUGUGGUCCACACGAGGAGCUCAGCUCGUUGCACUACAAAGUUCUCUCCAUAACACAGAGCCACUGCAGUGAAAGAGCUCAAGCUUACAAAGUGCAACGACCGAUGUAGAUUUUAAUGAUGCUCCAGCACGAUUUCUGGGAGGGCCUUAAGAAGGGGAUGAUAGCUAAUGCAUUAGCUUUGAUAUAUUGCUUCAAC
Hibiscus syriacus is the source of this 962-nucleotide messenger RNA. RefSeq names its product ribosomal RNA small subunit methyltransferase B-like. Gene Ontology annotation, molecular function: methyltransferase activity. Lineage: Eukaryota; Viridiplantae; Streptophyta; Magnoliopsida; Malvales; Malvaceae. Gene Ontology annotation, biological process: RNA methylation. The transcript has 7 exons. The coding region runs from base 328 to 753 and encodes 141 amino acids. The record is from RefSeq and is a predicted model, not a curated record.